CGCACACAUUACACCUUUUUGAUUCCAUUUUCCCAAUGCAUAUUAAAUAAAGCGGACGAUCCGAGAAUUCACACUCAUUGGCCACUGCUCUGCUUCUUCGUGUGAGUUGUGACUGCUGAAAAACUCUCAAAAAAAGUUCAGCGAAAAGAAGCAAAGCAGAAGCUGAUAUACAUUUUUGCGCUUCAUUCAGAUGACAAUCUCUGAUAUCGUGGAAGAAGUGGGAUGUAGUAGUGGAAAAGAGAAGACAUCCAAUGUAUCAACAAUAACGGAUUUUGAUGUGGAUAGUCUUUUUGUAGUAGAUGAUGAUGAUGAUUGGGAUGAGGAUGAGGAUUCAGAUGAUAAUUUUGAUGUGGCAUCAAUUAAAGAAUUGGGUGGAGGUUUCUUGAGAAACUUUUGCAAAAAGGCGUCAAGUGGUUUCUUUGAGAAGUAUGGUGUAGUUAACCACCAGAUUAGUUCAUACAAUGACUUCAUCAAGAAUGGAAUCCAAAGGGUGUUCGACUCAGUUGGGGAGAUCCAUGUUGAGCCAAGUUAUGAUCCAUCAAAGAAAGGCGAAGGUUAUUGGAAGCAUGCUUCUGUCAAGUUUGGGAAAGUAACCCUUGAUCGGCCAAAGUUUUGGGCAGGGGAAAAGUUUGCUGUGGAUGGUGAUAAAGAGUACCUGGACUUGUGGCCACGACAUGCCCGCCUUCAGAACAUGACUUAUUCUGCCAGGAUGAUGGUUGAGACUCGUGUUCAGGUGUAUACUGAAAAGCUAGUUAGAAGCGACAAGUUCAAAACUGGGGUAGAACAGUUUGUUGACAAGGAGUGUGUGAUGGAAGAUAAAAGAGAUGUCUUGACUGGCAGAAUCCCUGUGAUGGUGAACUCAGAGUUAUGCUGGAUGAGUGGUGCUGACCAGCCUGAUUGUGAAUUUGAUCAUGGGGGAUACUUCAUAGUCAAAGGAGCUGAAAAGAUCUUCAUUGCACAGGAGCAGAUCUGUUUAAAAAGACUAUGGGUGUCAAACAAUCCCACUUGGAUGGCUGCAUAUCGCUCAGGUGAAAAAAGAAAAAGAGUUUACCUUAAACUGGUUGAGACAUUGAAGCUUGAGCACAUCAAGGGAGAAGAAAAGGCCCUCACUGUGUACUUCCUGGCAGAAAUGCCAAUUUGGAUCUUGUUUUUCGCUCUAGGAGUAUCCUCUGACAGGGAGGUAGUAGAUUUGAUUGAUGUAGAUAUUGAAGAUAAUAAUAUCGUAAGUAUACUAGUAGCUUCAAUACACGAUGCAAAUGAGAAAUGUGAGGAUUUCAGGAAGGGGAAAAAGGCUCUCGUGCAUGUUGACAGACUUAUAAAGAAUUGUAAAUUUCCACCUCAAGAAUCUGUUGGGGAUUGCAUAAAAGAAUACCUGUUCCCUAAUCUUAGUGGUCUCAAGCAGAAGGCUCGCUUCCUAGGGUAUAUGGUAAAGUGCCUCUUGCACUCUUACAUUGGUCGCAGAAAGGUUGACAAUAGAGAUGAUUUUCGAAACAAGAGAUUGGAUCUGGCUGGUGAGCUCCUUGAACGAGAGCUCAGGGCACACAUUAAACAUGCCGAGAGGCGUAUGGUGAGGGCAAUGCAAAGAGAUCUCUGCGGAGAUCGAGAAGUGCAACCAAUUGAGCAAUACUUGGAUGCAUCAAUAAUUACCAAUGGUCUCUCUAGGGCUUUUUCUACUGGUCAUUGGUGUCACCCUUACAAGAGAAUGGAGAGGGUUUCUGGUGUAGUUGCAACUCUUAGACGAACAAAUCCAUUGCAAAUGACUGCUGAUCUGAGGAAAACACGUCAGCAAGUUACAUACACUGGGAAGGUUGGCGAUGCUAGAUACCCACAUCCUUCACACUGGGGAAAGGUGUGUUUUCUAUCCACCCCAGAUGGAGAAAAUUGUGGCCUGGUGAAAAAUUUGGCUAGUAUGGGUCUUAUCAGCACAACUGUUUUGAAGCCACUUCUUGAGACAUUGUUCCGGUGUGGGAUGCAAAAGUUAGUAAAUGAUAGUGCCACCUCACUCCACCGAAAACAGAAGGUACUUCUAGAUGGGGAUUGGGUUGGAGUAUGUGAAGAUUCUGCGUCCUUCGUUUCAAAACUAAGACGUAAGCGCCGCAGGAAUGAAGUACCACACCAGGUUGAAGUUAAGAGAGACGAGCAGCAAGGUGAAGUUCGCAUAUUUUCUGAUGCCGGAAGGAUUAUGCGCCCUCUUCUUGUUGUUUCAAAUCUUAAGAAAAUUAAAGCAUUGAAAGACGUAAUGAAAGGGGAAGAGUAUGGCUUCCAAACUCUUCUGGACAAUGGGAUUAUUGAGCUUAUUGGAUCUGAAGAAGAAGAAGAUUGUCGAAUUGCAUGGGGAGUUGAGUACCUCUUAAAAGCAGAUAAAGAGAAUCCACCUGCUAAAUAUACCCAUUGUGAAUUGGACAUGUCAUUUCUGUUAGGUUUAAGCUGUGGUUUAAUCCCUUUUGCAAAUCAUGAUCAUGCUAGGAGGGUCCUCUAUCAAUCUGAGAAGCACUCUCAGCAGGCAAUUGGAUUUUCAACAAUGAAUCCAAAUAUUAGAGUUGAUACGAAUACACAUCAAUUGUAUUACCCUCAGAGGCCACUUUUCGGGACAAUGUUGUCAGAUUCCCUUGGGAAACCAAAGUCUGCUCUUCACCAGAAGGGAAUGCUUCCACGGCCUGAAUACUACAAUGGUCAAUGUGCUAUUGUUGCAGUGAAUGUUCAUCUUGGUUAUAACCAAGAAGAUUCACUGGUUAUGAAUCGUGCAUCACUGGAGCGCGGAAUGUUUCGAUCGGAGCAUGUCAGGACCUACAAGGCCGACGUGGACAAUAAGGAAAGUAUUGGAAAGAAGCUCAAGGUGGAGGACUCUGUUAACUUUGGGAAAACCCAAAGUAAAAUUGGACGAGUGGACUGCCUAGAUGAUGAUGGUUUUCCAUUCAUUGGGGCAAAUCUCCAGAGUGGAGAUGUCAUAAUUGGGAAAUAUGCUGAAUCAGGUGCUGAUCACAGUAUCAAGUUGAAGCAUACUGAAAGAGGCAUGGUUCAGAAGGUUUUGCUCUCAGCGAAUGACGAAGGGAAGAAUUUUGCUGUUGUAUCUCUAAGACAAGUUCGUUCUCCAUGUCUUGGAGACAAGUUCUCUAGCAUGCAUGGACAAAAGGGUGUCCUUGGAUAUCUGGAGUGUCAGGAGAACUUCCCUUUUACAAUUCAGGGGAUUGUUCCAGAUAUUGUUAUCAAUCCCCAUGCAUUUCCUUCAAGGCAAACACCUGGUCAGCUUCUGGAAGCCGCUUUGGGGAAGGGCAUUGCCCUAGGUGGUGGUAGAAAAUAUGCCACUCCCUUUUCCACUUUAUCGGUUGACGCCAUAGUAGAGCAGCUUCAUCGGAGAGGAUUCUCGAGAUGGGGAAAUGAGAGAGUUUACAACGGCAGGACCGGUGAAAUGGUUCGUUCCCUGAUUUUCAUGUGCCCUACAUUCUACCAACGCCUCACCCAUAUGGCUGAAGACAAGGUGAAGUACCGUAAUACUGGGCCUGUUCAUCCCCUCACUCGUCAACCCGUGGCAGACAGAAAACGCUUUGGUGGAAUUAAAUUUGGUGAGAUGGAACGCGACUGUCUUAUAGCUCAUGGUGCUGCAUCAAAUCUGCAUGAACGUCUUUUCACACUCAGUGACUCCUCCGAGAUGCACAUCUGUGGGAAGUGCGAGAGGAUGGCAAAUGUAAUCCAGAGGUGUGUGCACGGUGGUAAGGUAAGAGGUCCGUUCUGCCGGUUCUGUGAAUCAGUUGAAGAUAUUGUGAAGGUUGAUGUGCCAUAUGGUGCUAAGUUAUUGUGCCAGGAGCUCUUCAGCAUGGGCAUAUCCCUCAAGUUUGACACUGAGCUUUGCUAAUGUCUGAUUAAGUUUCAUUGUCCAGAUUAUACUUGUGAAAGCUGAUAUGUUGGUACAGUUUUUGAUGGCAAACAUUCUUAUUUGUAAAUAGCAUUAUUGAUCGAUCAAGAUUGGGAUCGAACAUACAUGCAUGCUGAUCAUUGGAUUAUCAUUAUAGAUUUAAGUUUAAGAUCGAAA
This is a messenger RNA of Capsicum annuum, 4030 nucleotides long. Its product is annotated as DNA-directed RNA polymerases IV and V subunit 2. Gene Ontology annotation, biological process: DNA-templated transcription. Gene Ontology annotation, molecular function: DNA-directed RNA polymerase activity; ribonucleoside binding; DNA binding. The record is from RefSeq and is a predicted model, not a curated record. The transcript is spliced from 8 exons. Lineage: Eukaryota; Viridiplantae; Streptophyta; Magnoliopsida; Solanales; Solanaceae. The coding region runs from base 191 to 3853 and encodes 1220 amino acids. Gene Ontology annotation, cellular component: RNA polymerase II, core complex.